Molecule: messenger RNA, 1242 nt
Organism: Cuscuta europaea
Lineage: Eukaryota; Viridiplantae; Streptophyta; Magnoliopsida; Solanales; Convolvulaceae
Source: the annotation of a GenBank genome assembly
UGGACGGUAAGAAGUCCAGAUACAUUAGUGAAUUUAGCCUGCCCUGUGUGGUUUCAAAAUGAGUACUUAUACAGACACACAGCCUGAAGGUGCAGCUCCCACAUUCAUUCUUUCAUUCAUUUCCACAUGCUAAGAGUGCAAGCAACUACUCAUCACUUUACACGAGAGGCAGAAGAAGAUGAAGUGAAGAAAUAAAAAAGGUAAUUAAGUAAUUAAUUAAGGCAGAGUUGAGAUGGAAUGGUGUUCAGGAAGGGAAAAGAUGACAAUCGAUGCAACUCCUAAGGUUCCUUCAGGUGAUGGUCCCUAUGUUCGAGCCAAACAUGCUCAGUUGGUGGAAAAGGAUUUGGAAGGAGCAGUAGUAUGGUUUUGGAAGGCCAUAAAUGGAGGGGAUAGGGUAGGAAGUGCCCUUAAAGACAUGGCCGUGGUGAUGAAACAAUUGGAUCGAUGUGAAGAAGCCAUUGAAGCCAUCAAAUCAUUUCGUGUUCUUUGCCCCACCCAAUCUCAGGAUUCCUUUGACAACGUCCUUCUGGAUUUAUACAAGAAAUGUGGAAAAGUGGAUGAACAAAUCACGUUAAUAAAGCAGAAGCUAAGAAAGAUAUAUCAAGGGAAGGUCUUCAAUGGCAAACCAACCAAAACUGCUCGUUCCCAUGGCAAAAAGUUUCAAGUUUCUGUCACGCAAGAGAGUGCCAGAUUACUGGGAAGUUUGGGCUGGGCUUACAUGCUGAAGCACGACUACAUAACAGCAGAAGUGGUGUACCGAAAGGCCCAAAUGAUUGAUGCAGACUGCAACAAAGCCUGUAACCUGGUCCAGUGCUUGAUCAAGCAAUCCCGAUACGACGAAGCCCGUUUCUUCCUUGAAGAAAUGUGGAAGGGGAGCUACCCGGGUUCGGAUGAACCGAAAACCAUAACCCGGAUGGAAGAAUUGGUGUCCGAAUUGGAGCUUAUACGGAAGCUGCAGCCCACAUAUUCCGUACAGAGUCUUCCAGAGCUGGAUGAUGAUUUUUUUAGUGGGCUUGAUGGAGUGAUGAGUGAGUUGGGCCCGUUAAGGUCAAGAAGGCUGCCCGUGUUUGAAGAGAUUACUCCCGUUAGAGAUCAGCUGGCUUGUUAAUUAUAUGCAAAUUUGCAUAACUGUAAUUAUUAGAGCCUGUUUGUUGAUGUAAAUAUGCCUAAAAUUACUUGAAUUUACUUUAUUGUUACUUCAUUACUCCAAUAUAGUUAUUAUAAAAACUUAAUACAAGUGGU